CCUCUCUUUCGCUGUGUGUCCACCGCUUGUCCCACUUACAUUAUGAGCGCCCCAUCUUGAUAUCUCGCCUCUUCCUGUUGCCUCUUCCCUGUCGAUGUCGGAUCUGACUCAUCCCGCUGCUGAUCUCAAGUGCCUCAAGUGCGGAUCUGUUGGCCGGCGAGUCACAUGCCAGCUGUGCGGCGAGAUGCUCUACUGCUCAACACGCUGCCUUCGUGAAAAUGAAGACGACCAUGGGGAGCCGUGUGAGCUCUUCCGCACUCUGGUGAGGCCGGCCUUCGCCAACACCAACGUCGCCCGGCUGUUUAUCGGGUUCCUGGAGAUGACCGACUUCCAUACCUGUCAGCUAGAGCGCGAGAAGGCUGCCAUCGAGAAGUGCCUCACUAGCGUGAACGGCACAGGGGAGGCCUGUGGUGAUCCGACCAUUGCUGCAGCUGCAUCUGCCGAGAUCUCUGAGCCACAGGCUGGCGAAGUUGAUCUGACAUUGCGAGGGGCUGCUUUCGGCUCUUGCUUUGGCUUUCACGCUUGCGUGGUGGACGCGACAUUCGGAGGCGGUGCAGGUGUUUCUGAGCUCCCGGCUCUUCGUUUUGUGCCCGUCCUUGACAAGGUCCCCCGUGUGGACUUGCUGCUGCAGUCGCUCGCCAAGGCGGCUGUGCGUGACCUGCAACGGGCCAAGCUGACGGUUCGGUUCGUCGCUUUCGACCCGCACUUUGAGCCCCAGAACCAUUCGCGUCCCUACACACUGGACGGCGUGCCGGUCUUCUCCACCCCUGACGCCUGCCUGUUGUCUGCCUUGUUCCGCAGCGUUUCCAAGUCCUUCCCGCUCGACAAGUACACCGUGCCGGCGACAGCCUUCCUCAACUGCCCCCCCAGCUUUGCCGCCUCCAUUGGGGCUGUUAAGUGGCCCCGCUUUGUGCGCCAUGCGACAGCUGGUCUCCUGGUGCCUUCGCCAGGCGAGCAGUGGGUGGAGGAUUGGGUGCGGCGCUGUUUGUGGCAGCGACGGAUGGACCUAGCGGUGCUGCUUGACGCCAAGGUUGACCAGGACAUGGGCAAGCUCAAGGUAGGUAGGGAAGGAGAGGGCAAAAGAGGGAGGGGCCACCAACUGAUAUGAACGGCGUGUGUGUCCAUUGAUUUGCCCGUCUGUCUGCAGAGCAAGGGCAAGGCGAUCGAUGAAAGCGUGCUGGUGGAGCAGCAGCUGGCCCGCCUGCAGAAGGACACUGUGGCCGACUUCAUGCGCAUCCUCGAGAGGCUCAGGACCGCCGAGCCCAUGGACAUCCAUGCCGUCCUCUACGGCACCAAUCGACCACUCGGUAGGGCGGCUGCACUCACAUGACACAACGUCUCUGACUCACACACAGCGAGGGUGGGUUCUGCGCCUUCUCGCCAUCAGAUGCUUCCUUUGCCAGCGGCGACCCAGGUGCUGCUGCCGAGGAUGAGCAGGCUGUGUGCGAGCGGCUGGAAGAGGAGAUCCGCCAGGCCAGCGACAUGGCUUCGGUCAUCACUCGGCUCAAGGAGUUCGAGAAGUCGAUUAAGAGCGCACUCGCCGUCAACGUGGGCAGACACACAGGCAGAUGGCUGGUGGAUGGAUGGAUGGAAGGAUGGAUGACAUACCGGUGUCCCCUGUCUGUGUGUGUGUGCAGGACAAUCAGGACCUUUUGGUGCUGGUCUAUCAGCUGGACGUGUAUCUGUCCAAGAAUGUCGACUUUUACCACUGGGCAGAUCUGCUCAAAGUAUGGUCCAUCGACCCCGGCACAAUCACUCACGCUCCGUCCAACUCCCUCCCUCUCUGCUGCCUGUGCGCCCGUGUCAUUCAGGAAAGCACAGGCCUCUGGCGGCUCAUCUGCCUCAAGGUCAAGCAGUUCCCUAACAAAAAGGUCAGCAACACACGUCACGUCACAAAAGGCCAUCGACAGUUGGUUGGCGUCAGGGCUUCCUUGUGUGUGUGUGUGGUCAGGUCAAGGAAGAGGCGUGCAACUUCACCGACAGCAUACUGGAGGGAUUGGAGUGUGCCCAGCAGAUCGCCAACGGCCCUGCACCAAAGGCAAGCUGCCACACAAGGGCGACGCAGACAGACAGGCAGACACGAUACACAGCCACACUCCCUGUCUGUCUGUCUGUCUGUCUGUGUCUGCACACGUGUGUUGUAAUGUGUGUGUCAGCGGCCCAAGGUGUUCCUGGAUCUGAACAGCGUGGAUGGCAAUGGUGGCGAGAGAGUGCGGCGUGUGGUCAUCACCCUCUUCACAGACGUCAACCCCAAGGCCGCCAACAACUUCAGGUGCUACUGCACCGGGGAGAAGGGCGUCGGCACGGAAGGAUACCCACUGCACUACAAACGUACAUUAGUGACCGAUAACACACACACAUGCACACACAGAGACACACACACAGACAGGCGCUGGAGGAACUUGUGUGUCUUCCUUAAGGUACCAUCAUCGGCUAUGCUGUCAAGGGAACCGACCUGGUGGGCGGCUAUCUGUCUGACGGCAACUGGACUCACAUGACCGACAGCAUCUAUGGCAUGUACCACAGCAAAUGGGACCACCGCCGCUCGCUCGUCGCCCCCGGCCGGCCGGGCGUGGUGUCGCUCAUCGGUGAAGCCCCGCCUUCCAAGCGGACCAAGGGCGUCCGCGACUAUAAACGGCACGGUAAUUACGUCAGUCAUCACAUGCGUCACUUUCAUGUCAGUCACGUUUCUCAUGCAUCCCCUCAUCCCAUGCAGGUGGUCGGUUCCUCAUCAGCGUCUCAUCGGCCAACUCGGUUCAUGUGUACGACACGGUGGUCGGGGUCAUCGAGGACAUCCAGACCAUCGCCCACCUGCACAGCAUCUCCCUGCUGACCAGGGACGACAGCAGCGCCACCAAGGACAAUGGCAAAGUGGCGACGGACUACGACAUGCAGACGGGGCCUCUGUCCUCAACGCCGCCUCUCAUUGCACCGGUCAUCAUCCAGGACUGCGGCCAGCUGCCCGACUCCGGUGCAAUGACUGACUGAUUUCGCUGCCUGCCUGCCGGCCGGUCUGCCGCAGCCAGCAAAGGAUGGACGGAUUGGUGGAUGGAUGGGUCUGUUGAUUGAUUGAUGUGCAUCUGUCUGGCUGUCUGCCUGUCUGUCUGGCAGUUGUGCAGUUGGUUAACUCAUGUGUGGGAUCCAUGCAUGGCGUGAGUGCGAAGGGCUGGACGUAUAGAGUUGAGAAUGUCUGUACACUGAGGUCUCUCGACAGACAGACUACAUCACAUCGAAUGUGUGUGUAAGGACAUCAAACAAGCGGCGCGUCCAC
Messenger RNA from Vitrella brassicaformis, 3271 nucleotides. NCBI's taxonomy places the organism in Eukaryota, Vitrellaceae. The record is from the annotation of a GenBank genome assembly.